Messenger RNA from Astrephomene gubernaculifera, 695 nucleotides. NCBI's taxonomy places the organism in Eukaryota, Viridiplantae, Chlorophyta, Chlorophyceae, Chlamydomonadales, Astrephomenaceae. The record is from the annotation of a GenBank genome assembly.
GCAGCCACGGCAGCAGCAGCAGCAUGAAGGGGGAGAGCAGCCGCAGCGGGCGCCACAAGGCGAGGAGGUACGGUAUGCGGAGGAUCUGCCGCAGGAGCAGAAAAGCCCGAAACCCAACUCGCCGCCACAGCUUCCGUCGCAGCCGUCUGUCCCAAACCAACACCUGCCUCACCCGCAGACCCGCCCGCAGGCCCAGCAACACCCCUGCCAGCCGCCUCAGCCUGCCUCCCACGUCCCACACGGUCCUCCUCCCUCCCAGCCUCCUCCCCCGCAGCCCCGGCCUCAGCCGCAUCCCCACCUGGUUCGCGACUGGCUGACUGCCGCCCGCUGCUGCGACGUGGGAGCGCUGGCUGCGCUGCUGUCCGCCGAGCCGGGGCUGCUGGGCUGCCGGGGCGGCGGACUGGGGCACACGGCGCUGCACUGGUGCGCGGCCAAGGGCAGUGUGGAGGGGGUGGCCUGGCUGCUGCAGCAAGGUAUGGACAUCAACGUGCGCAACGACGACGGGGCGACACCGCUGCAUGCAGCCGCACGCAACGGGCGACUGGAGGCAGUUGAGGCGCUCUUGUCCUGGAGACCCCCCGCCCGCAGCUGCGGCAGCAACAGCAGCAACAGCACCUCCUCCACCUUCUCCUCCUCUGGGGUCGCCGAAGCGGGGGCGGGGGCGGCUACCCCCCAUGCACCCACGUCCGCGUCCG